Molecule: messenger RNA, 858 nt
Organism: Asparagus officinalis (garden asparagus)
Lineage: Eukaryota; Viridiplantae; Streptophyta; Magnoliopsida; Asparagales; Asparagaceae
Exons: 4
Coding region: 1-858 (285 amino acids)
Source: RefSeq, a predicted model, not a curated record
AUGGAGCAGCCGGAGGGUUUUAAAGUGAAGGGAAAAGAACACAUGGUUUACAGGAUGAAGAAGAGCCUCUAUGGUUUGAAGCAGGCACACAGGCAGAGGUACAAGAAAUUUGAUUCUUUCAUGUUGAGUCAUGGCUACCAAAUGAUAGUUACAGAUUCGUGUGUAUAUUUCAGGAGAAUUUUAGAUUCUAGCUUUAUUAUCCUUUUGCUUUAUGUGGAUGAUAUGUUGAUUGUUGGUCAGAAUAGUCAGAUAAUUAGUGGACUAAGGAAAGAGUUAUUUAAAUCUUUUGACGUAAAGGAUUUAGGCUCCGCACAACGGAUUCUUGGUAUGGAUAUUGCUCGUGACAGGAAAGCUAGGAAGUUGUGGUUAUCACAGGAGAAAUAUAUUGAACGGCUACUUGAUAGAUUCAACAAAAAAGAUGCAAGUCAGUCAGUGCUCCUCUUGCAGUGGUAUCAGAUGAACAAUCUGAACAUCUUUGAGAAGAUAGACGAUGCAACUACGGAAAAACAAGCAUGGAAUAUUUUGGAGAAAUCAUAUCAUGGAGGUUCUCUUUUGUGUUCACCAACAAAACAGACCCUGAGCUCUCAAUUGGCUGUUGUUCGGUCCCAAAAGGAAAGGUCCCAGGCUCUGUUUUCGGCCAAUAGCAAGUGCAGGAGCAGAGACACAAAACUUCCUGCAGUAAAGUCCCGUGUGUGGUUCUUUGGUGUUCGGUUUCUCCAAAAUCAGGUAAAGAAGCUUUGCUUUCAGGUUUUUAUAAAAGCUUACAACUUUGAUACUUGGGCUGAUCCUAUUGCAAAAGCCAACAAGUGGUAUCAGAGCGGUGUAUUCCUAAGUACCAACCAAGAUCUGAAGAGAUGA